AUCGACAUUACUAUCUAUACUGCAAAUUAGCACAUUUAUAAAGCGAUCCCAUGCAUGAGCUAUUCACGUCUCUUGCCAAAUAAUACGCGCCCCUACUAUCUGCAGUGAUCCCGGAAGGAGGCGUGCACUCGCUCUUUUACAGUUACAAGACUGAAGCCUGCAGUGAGCUCUGCGAUCCGGCUGUGGAACUGCAAAGCACCGGUGAUCGAUCUCAGAGGCCCGGCGUCAGUGAGACUCUACAGCGGACUGAUGGAGCCCGGGGCCCCGCUCUUCAGACAGUUGUUUGAAUCUGAAAGCAGCACGUACACAUACCUCCUGGCCGACACAGACACCCGCGAGGCCGUGCUGAUCGACCCCGUGCUGGAAACAGUGGACAGAGACCUGCAGCUCAUCGAUCAACUGGGACUUAAACUCAUAGUGGCCGCGAACACUCACUGUCACGCGGAUCACAUCACUGGCACUGGACUGCUGAAGAAGAAGGUGUUUGGACUGAAGAGUUGCAUCUCCAAACACAGCGGAGCCACUGCGGAUACACUUCUCUCAGAGGGAGACCGGAUCACCUUCGGAAAACAUUGUCUAACCGUGCGAGAGACCCCGGGACACACGGAUGGAUGUUUGACGUACGUCACUGGAGAUCAGAGAAUGGCUUUCACUGGUGACGCCAUCCUCAUCCGGGGCUGCGGACGGACAGACUUUCAGCAAGGUUGUCCAAAGAGAUUGUACGAGUCCAUCCAUAAGAAGAUUUUCACCCUGCCUGCACAUUGUUUCAUCUACCCCGCACACGACUACAAGGGUCAGACUGUGUCCACCGUAGAUGAGGAAAAGAAGUUUAAUCCACGGCUGACAAAGACACUGGACGAGUUUGUGAACAUCAUGAACAACCUCAAUCUCCCCAAACCUAAGAAAAUAGAUAUAUCAGUGCCUGCGAACAUGGUGUGUGGACUUCAUGAUAUUUGAAUGUGAAAGCUGACAGGAACUUUUUAGGCGUCUUAUUUGAAUUUUACAAUGCAUAUUAAUAUAAAUUACAUUCAGUGAGAUGAUAUUUGUAUUUAAUCAUUCCUGUGAUUCAGGGUAAGCGGAGCAAGAUGAACCAGAACAAUGAAAUAUCAAAUAAUUACAUUUUCAUUAUGGUCAGUAUUUGUUUUUGUUGAUUUUUAUUUCUUCUUCUGGAUUUCAAACAAUACUUUGGCCUUACCUGUGUGCUGAAUCAUAUAUCUCAUUCAGAGAAAUGAUGGUCUGCUUGUUUCAGCAUCCUUUAUUUAAAUGCUCUAAAUAAUCAAGUGCUGCAGCUCUCAUUUGUAAUGUGAAAGGUUAUAGUACAACUCAUCUUAUGAUAUAUUUUGUGAUAAAACUCUAAAAUGUAUAUAUUUCAUCUGUUUUUAAUAAAUGUUUGUUCAAUCCA
Molecule: messenger RNA, 1402 nt
Organism: Rhinichthys klamathensis goyatoka
Lineage: Eukaryota; Metazoa; Chordata; Actinopteri; Cypriniformes; Leuciscidae
Gene: ethe1
Product: ETHE1 persulfide dioxygenase
Exons: 8
Coding region: 250-957 (235 amino acids)
Biological process (GO): glutathione metabolic process; hydrogen sulfide metabolic process
Molecular function (GO): sulfur dioxygenase activity
Source: RefSeq, a predicted model, not a curated record